This is a messenger RNA of Rotaria sordida, 755 nucleotides long. NCBI's taxonomy places the organism in Eukaryota, Metazoa, Rotifera, Eurotatoria, Philodinida, Philodinidae. The record is from the annotation of a GenBank genome assembly.
AUGAUUUCAUUAACAAGAACUGAUGAUGAAAAUUCAUCUAAUAAAUCAAAUUUAUCUGAACGUAAUCGAACAUAUAUGUUAUUUGUUUCAGAAGAUGCUCCUAUUGGUCAUACACAAAUAAUUGAUACAUUUGAUUCAUCAUUUUGUUCAAAAUAUUCAAUAAAAUCAAAUGUAUAUCAUCGUCAUGAUACACCAUUUGAAAUACAAUUAUUAACAAAUGAAAGUUGUACAUUAAAUUUACAUGUUAUUCGUUUACUUGAUCGUGAACAAACACCAAUGUAUACAAUAAGACGACAAUUAAUAGAUGAAAAUGAUUUCAAUGAUAAUGAUAUAAUAACAAUUCAAUUAUCUAUUGUUAUUCUUGAUGUUAAUGAUCAUGUACCACAAUUUGAAAGUGAACAUUUUCAUUUUAUUAUGCCAGAAAAUAUUCAACCAGGUUCAUUAAUUGGUCGUGUACAAGCUCAUGAUCCAGAUAUAUUUCUUAAUGGAAAAAUUUCUUAUACUUUAUUUGGUCAUGAUCUUAUACAAUCAGGUAAUAGAACUAUGUUUAGAAUUGAUAAAGAUACAGGAGAAUUAUUUUUAUUGGAUUAUUCACUUGAUUAUGAAACAAAAAGAGAUUAUACACUUAUGGUUGAAGCAAAAGAUCAUGGUGAUGUUGAAGCUACAUUAUGGCCAUCAGUACCAUCAUAUGCAGAUAUAAUUAUAACUGUUGAAGAUGUUAAUGAUCAAAAACCACAAAUUAUUUUUACAAUGCC